Molecule: messenger RNA, 324 nt
Organism: Macrobrachium nipponense
Lineage: Eukaryota; Metazoa; Arthropoda; Malacostraca; Decapoda; Palaemonidae
Exons: 3
Coding region: 1-324 (107 amino acids)
Source: RefSeq, a predicted model, not a curated record
AUGCCGGAAAACAAGUCGGAGGUAAUUAAAGGUGGGAAGACUGAGAGCAGAAUGCCAGUUAAUGGGGGUCCGUACUGCAUCGGUCUCGAGGCCCGUGUCGAGAGAAACAUCGCUGAGGACGACUACGACGACCUGAUCAUUUUCGGGCUGCUGAAGCAGCAGCAGCAGCAGCAACAACAACAACAACAAAAGCAGCAGCAGCAGCAGAAGCAGCAACAGCAACAGCAGCAACAACAACAACAACAGCAGCAGCAACAGCAACAACAACAGCAGCAACAGCAGUUGUACACUACACCAGCUGGAAGGGUUUCAAAAACCGUCUAG